This is a messenger RNA of Schistocerca piceifrons (Central American locust), 1635 nucleotides long. Its product is annotated as juvenile hormone esterase-like. The coding region runs from base 1 to 1635 and encodes 544 amino acids. The transcript is spliced from 10 exons. The record is from RefSeq and is a predicted model, not a curated record. Lineage: Eukaryota; Metazoa; Arthropoda; Insecta; Orthoptera; Acrididae.
AUGGCACGAGUAGGAGCCGCGGUGACGGUGACCAUCCCGCAGGGCACGCUCAGGGGCCGCAAGGCCAAGACGCCCUCUGGCCGGCCCUACAGCGCAUUCCAGGCCAUCCCGUACGCGCUGCCGCCUGUCGGCCCUCUCAGGUUCAAGUCUCCCGAACCACCAGAGAAAUGGAGUGGGAUACGAAAUGCAACAGUUGAUCCAAACGUGGCGCCUCAGAUUAACGUAUUUUUGGAUAACCAGUACCAAGGAGACGAGGACUGCCUGUACCUCAAUGUGUACACACCUAAGCUUCCGACAACAGCCAAUGCCAAACUGUAUCCAGUCAUGGUGUGGAUUCAUGGAGGUGCGUUUACGAUGGGCUCUGGAAACUCGGAAUUUUAUGGACCUGAACACCUGCUGGAACACGAUGUUGUGCUGGUGACAAUCAAUUACCGCUUGGGUGUGCUAGGUUUCUUAUCAACUGGAGAUGAGGUAAUCCCUGGGAACGCUGGUCUCAAAGAUCAAGUGAUGGCCCUCAAAUGGGUCAAGAAUAACAUCGCCAACUUUGGAGGAGACCCACAGAAUGUCACAAUAUUUGGGGAGAGCGCUGGCGCGAUUUCCUGCCAUUUGCUACAAAUCUCUCCUGCAGCUAAGGGUCUAUUCCACAAGGUUAUCUGCCAAAGCGGCGUGGCGUCUUUGGAGCUGGUGUCGGCUCCUAUUAAGGACAGGACGUUUCGCCUGGCACAGUCCCUUGGCUUCACGGGAGACAGUUCAGAGGAACUACUGGCCUUCAUGAGAGACCAGCCAGCGCAGAAGCUUGUCGAGAAUGUACUAAACGGCCUGACCAAAGAGGAAAAGCAGAGAAUGCAGUCGCUGAUACCUUUUCCGCCAACCAUAGAACCGGACAGCGUGAAGGACGCUAUCAUCACACAAGAUCCCAUGGAAAUCCUGAAGAGCGGCAAGUUCAACAAAGUGCCUACCAUCAUAGGUGUCUGCUCUCGCGAAGGAAUAGUGUUCAUUCGAGAACUGACGGAGAACAAGGGAGCUAUGCGGGAGCUCAACGCAAACUUCCAGAGGCUGUUGCCAGCUAGCAUCCCCAUUAAGAGGGAGGAACGCAUCACCAUUGCUCGAGACAUCAAGAGGUUCUACUUUGAAAACCAGCCCCUGGAAGAUUCAACCGUAGAAAUGUAUGCUGAUCUGCGCGGCGACCUGGUUUUCGUAUACCCCGCCCUUGUGGCAGCACGAGUGCAGUCUGCAGUCGCCGGGGCACAACCGGUGUAUUUCUACCAGUUUGACGUCGUCACGAAUCUUAACAUGUUAAAGAAGGUCUUCACCAAAGAAGAUAUUGCCGGGGCCUCUCAUGGCGAUGACAUCCCCUAUUUCUUCUCCGGAGAAAUGUUUAAAGACAUACCUAAAGGACCGGAAACGGUGGAAGGAAAAGCAAUAGCGCGUAUGACCCGCAUGUGGACUAACUUCGCCACUAAGGGGAAUCCCACACCAGACCCUGAAGAUCCCAUUUUGUCUGUGACAUGGACUCCAUUCAAGAAAGACAAUCUCUCCUACUUGAACAUGACAAAGGAUGGGCUGAGCGUCGAGAAGGACCUCAUCAAGGAAAGGAUGGAUUUCUGGGACAAGCUCUACAGACUGAGAGCAUGA